GCUGACAGCUGUAUAGUAGGUUCGAGCUCCUCUGGAUAUCAGCGUCGCUUUGGAUUUUUCUCUUGUGCAAAAAGAAAGUAAAAUGAAGGCCAUUAGUCCUGUUCGCUCGUUGAGAAGCUGCUACGAGGCUGUGUGCUGUAUUUCGGAGCAGAGUUUGUCCAUUAGCCGGAGCCGGAGUCCGAGCGAGGAACCGGUUGGUACUCUGAACGACAUGAACGACUGUUACUCCCGCCUGAAGGAGCUGGUUCCGAGCAUCCCUCAAAACAAAUCCGUCAGCCAGAUGGAGAUCCUGCAGCAUGUCAUCGAUUAUAUUUUCGAUCUCCAGAUCGCGCUGGAAAGCCCUACAGGCACUCCGGACAUGCUGAUGGCACUCAAGACCUCAGAGAUCAAGCACAGUCUGUCCAAAGAAAAUGAUGGAGCUCUGUGCCAUUAGAGGAGAGCGCGCGCCUCAAGUUUUUUCCAUCGGUGCAGGACAGAAACUUCUCCACUCAUGGACAAGAGAGAAAGGGAGUGAAGGGGCUGAACACACACACACAAGGAGUGCAGCUAUUCAGAGUGUGGGAAAAGAACCUGCCCUCCACUCGAACCAUGCAGUCUUUGGUCACUGGACACUUGAACACACCAAAGCUGAAGAUUUCUGAAGUUCGGGUGGAAAGCUCUCUUAUAAAGUUUUUUUUUUUUUUUUUUAAUACAAUCAUUUCUCUUUUUGUGAUGCUACAAUCAGGCAUUGUGUAUUGCUGACUGGUUACAUUCCAAGCUAUUAGGACGACACACACUUUACAUUCCCCCUCUCUCUCUCUCUCUCUCUCUCUCUCUCUCUCUCUCUCUCUCUCUCUCUCUCUCUCUCUGUG
Messenger RNA from Hemibagrus wyckioides, 851 nucleotides. It is a transcript of the gene id3, whose product is annotated as inhibitor of DNA binding 3. Gene Ontology annotation, molecular function: transcription regulator activity; protein dimerization activity. Gene Ontology annotation, biological process: circadian regulation of gene expression; cell differentiation; negative regulation of transcription by RNA polymerase II. The record is from RefSeq and is a predicted model, not a curated record. The transcript is spliced from 3 exons. The coding region runs from base 83 to 433 and encodes 116 amino acids. Gene Ontology annotation, cellular component: nucleus; cytoplasm. NCBI's taxonomy places the organism in Eukaryota, Metazoa, Chordata, Actinopteri, Siluriformes, Bagridae.